Aspergillus calidoustus is the source of this 1806-nucleotide messenger RNA. The record is from the annotation of a GenBank genome assembly. NCBI's taxonomy places the organism in Eukaryota, Fungi, Ascomycota, Eurotiomycetes, Eurotiales, Aspergillaceae.
AUGGCUGCGAAGAAGGUCCAACAGCAGGAAAUGGUCCAGGUUGGCCGUUCUGAGCAAUCAGCUUCCCCGUUCUGGAAAGCCAGAUCAGUCUCUCAGAAUAGAGCGGUCUCUCAGUCUCCUGACCAGAGCACCGUGGUUGGAGCCUCGUACUCUCACGCCAACAUAAUAAACAGAGGGUUACCGCAACAACAUACACAAGCUCGAACGCCGCCUCGCCCCUCCUCCAAUAACUCCCCACAUAUAUCUCCCCUCCCUCGACGCCCGGGGGUAUGGGUCUCAUCGCCGCGCGCAUCAUACUCCGGUAUCAUGAAUGAAGAGCUUGGGCCAUGGAGCCAUGAUACCCCUGGAGUGAAGGUUGAGGAUGAGAAUGAUGGGGAAGAAGACAUUGUGUUCGACGAUGACGAGGAUGAGUUUGGGCUUCCGAGCAUUGCAAGCAUGCGAAAGAGGCAAACCCGGAAAAUCGAUGCUCUGCAAACUAAGCCAGUCGAAUUACUGGUUCGCGCUGAAAGCAGACCGUCAAGUCUUGGUGUUAGCCAACCGAACAAUCGGCAGCGAGCUAAUAGCUCAGAUAUCGCCGAAGAACGAGACAUCCCCUUAUAUCCGACGACAGCUCGUAAGGGCGAAGGCAAGAUUCUUCGGCCCCAAUACAAAGACAUUCUGCGAGAUCCCGCCAAUGCUUUGAAUCUCAUUAAUCAUACUGCGCCUCCGAAAGAUGCAUCGCCAAAGGAGAUAGAGGCGCACUCGAGUCGCAUUUCUAGGAUUAACAAGUUCAAACGCCUCUUGCAAGCAAGCAGCGUACCUUUGACUGAGCUAAGGAAUCUGGCAUGGUCAGGAGUUCCUGACGAAGUACGAGCCAUGACCUGGCAACUCCUCCUGGGAUAUCUCCCCACAAAUAGCGAGCGACGCAUCGCUACUCUUGAGCGAAAACGAAAAGAGUAUCUAGACGGGGUCCGUCAGGCCUUCGAGCGCAGCAGCGCAGCGGGCGCGGGGAAUCCUCCGUCUUCAAAUACCGGGCGCGGGCGAGGACUAGACGAAGCAAUCUGGCACCAGAUCAGCAUCGACGUGCCACGCACUAGUCCUCAUAUACAGCUUUACAGCUAUGAGGCCACCCAGCGAUCGUUAGAAAGGAUUCUUUACGUAUGGGCUAUCCGACACCCGGCUAGCGGUUAUGUACAAGGAAUCAACGACCUUGUCACCCCUCUAUGGCAAGUUUUUCUCGGUGUCUACGUCACAGACCUCAACGUGGAGGAAGGGAUGGAUCCCGGCCAGCUUCCUCGAAGCGUGCUAGAUGCCGUAGAAGCAGAUUCAUUCUGGUGCUUAACCAAAUUACUUGAUGGAAUCCAAGACAACUAUAUCUAUGCUCAGCCCGGCAUCCACAGACAGGUUCGCGCCUUGCAUGAUCUGACAGCGCGCAUAGACUCUACUCUGGCCAAGCAUCUGGAAAAGGAAGGGGUAGAAUUUAUGCAAUUCAGUUUUCGAUGGAUGAACUGCUUGCUCAUGCGGGAAAUGAGUGUGCAAAACACUAUUCGGAUGUGGGAUACCUAUAUGGCCGAGGAGCAGGGUUUCUCACGCUUUCACCUAUACGUUUGCGCUGCAUUCCUCGUCAAAUGGACGGACCAGCUAGUCAAGAUGGACUUCCAGGAAAUCAUGAUGUUUCUACAAGCCCUACCAACGCGAGGCUGGACAGAGAAAGAUAUUGAACUCCUCCUCAGUGAAGCAUACAUCUGGCAAAGCCUCUUCCAGGAUUCCAGGGCCCACCUCCGCCCCAGUACCGGAGACCAUACUCCUGACAACGGCUUCCAAUGA